CGUAUAGUAGUUCACCGAAAAGUGAACGUAAAAUGUGCUUGAUUGACAGACGGGAAGCGAUACCGUGUUCCUUAAACACGACUGUUAUAGCUACGAAGUUAUUACAGAAAAAUGCGUGUGUGGAAGUGGGGGUGCCACUCAACAGUUGGCCAGCGGGUGUUGCGUGUUGUCCGAACUGCAGUCAUGAGCUCAGAGUCUCAGUGGCAUGUUCUAAAGCGCAUGCACAGAGUGCUGUGACAACCAUCAUACCUGUCACAUCACCCUUCACUCUUCAGCCAACGUACUUGCCACACUCUCCCUUAUAUACACCUCCUUCACCAUUAAUACCUUCCCCUUAUAAUGACGAAUUAAGAAGGUUGGCUGAUACACUGAGAGCAUUAAGGCUAUCUGGAUGGUACUAUGGAAACUUAGACUGGCAGGGGGCUAGAAACUUACUUAAAGAUGCAAGCGUGGGAACUUUUCUGAUUAGAGAUUCCGGUGACAGAAAUUUCAUAUUUUCUCUAUCGGUACAAACAGAGAGAGGUCCAACGUCUGUGAGGCUACAUUAUGAGCAUGGCUACUUUAGGUUAGAUUGUGAUCUCCCACUUGCCAAAUACAUGCCCCGGUUUCGAUGCGUUGUGGAGCUCGUGCAACAUUACGCUCGCGCCGGCGACCGGGGACCCGCUGGUACCGUGUGGGUAGAUCGUGAAGGAUGCCCACACUCUCCAGUUCUUCUCAGAACACCUCUUAAGAAAGCACCACCAACUCUACUUCACGCAGCCCGAUUAGCAAUUCAUAAAGUACUGGACUCAAACCCACUGACACCAAAAUUAUGGCGUGCCCCUAAACAUAGGCUUUUACCUUUACCCCCCAUUCUAAUAGACUAUCUCGGCGAAUAUCCAUUCUCGAUGUAACGUUUGGAUCUGUUCUUUAGUCUUUAUGUAGUUCAAUCGCGUCAAAGUGAUGCCUAGUGAAGAUAUUAGGAUAUUAGAGCAAAUAUAUAAUGGAAAUAAAAUGACUGUGCUAAUAGUAACGGCAAUAUGAGAGUAGUGCAACAUAGAGUAUACAGGAUGUAUUAAAACUGUGUUUAUUGUACAAAUCUGCAUUAAUGCAACACCUAGUACAGGAUGCUAGAUGUAAAGGGCAGGCUCCUUUAUGAAACUAAUAAACAAUUAUUUUCUAAUAGUUAAAUUGUAACUUCUGUAUUAUUUGUAAGUAUUGAAUAUGGGACUCAACUAUGGUAUUUAGUGAAAUAUUUACGCAGAUGUUGUGUUAAGUGUGUAAACGGUCUGUAAUCUGUAUAUAGAGAUGAUUUGAAUGUAAUGCAAGACUGAAUUCCUUGAGCAUCUAUGAAUUAAUCUGUAUAUCACUAAUUCUAAUCACAGAAUUUAUCUUGUUGUAACAGCAUCUUUAUUUCAGUAAGCAAUGUCCAUAAAUGCCCAAUCUUGUCCAUUAUAUUAAGAUAUCAUCACACUAUUUUGUAUCGCUAUAUUAUUUAUUUCUCAACUAAUAAAAUUAGCUUAAUCAUUGAUACUUACAUAUAUUUUAUUUUUUGUUCCUAUUUAAGAUAAAGUUAAUAAUAAUUGAAAUGAAUCUUGAAAAUGUUGUGGUUUCUAAGGAUAAUUUAUUUUCAAAAUGUUUUUUGAUUAUUUGUUAAAAAAGGUAAAAUUCAUUACUGAUAAAAGGAGGAAAAUUUCAACUAAUAUUAAUAUUUUCUUUGAACCAUUGUAAUAUCAAUAUGUGCCAUCUAAAGAUUUGAAUACAGUCAUGAAACUUAUAACAGAUAUCUUGAGGCUGAGUAUGUAAAUAGUUUUUUUUUCCCUAUUUAUUUUUAAUUCUAAUUAGUGUUAAAAUUAUUAUAAUUAACAAUUUAAAAUGUAUAACCAUAUAAUGGUUGCUUAGUGUAGUGUUUAGGGAAUUGGCUAGUGACAUACACUAAUGUAGAAUGUAUUGUGUAUCUUAAAUAAUCUCAGAUAAAUUUUACGUUUCACAAAUAUUUUGUAGCAAAAAUAAUAUAAUUAUGCAAAUGUGAAAUAUAAUUGGUAACAGCCUCAUUGAGCCGGCAUAUGUUUAAUUUUGAAGUAUUUUGUUAAAUUAACAAUUAUAUGUAAAUUCAAAUUAAUUUUUAUACCAUAUGUAAGACACAAAACACCAAUUAAUUGAGACAUAAUAGGAAUGUGUUUGUUCUUAGAUUUAUGCAUAAAAAAGAACUGCAAAUAAUUUAUAUACAAAAAAUAUACAUUCUGCCUUUA
Melitaea cinxia (Glanville fritillary) is the source of this 2231-nucleotide messenger RNA. RefSeq names its product suppressor of cytokine signaling 2-like (gene SOCS2-12). Gene Ontology annotation, cellular component: phosphatidylinositol 3-kinase complex. The transcript is spliced from 4 exons. NCBI's taxonomy places the organism in Eukaryota, Metazoa, Arthropoda, Insecta, Lepidoptera, Nymphalidae. Gene Ontology annotation, biological process: phosphatidylinositol phosphate biosynthetic process; intracellular signal transduction. Gene Ontology annotation, molecular function: 1-phosphatidylinositol-3-kinase regulator activity. Bases 33 to 893 code for a protein of 286 amino acids. The record is from RefSeq and is a predicted model, not a curated record.